GUUAUAAAAAAAUAAUGAGAUUUUUAACUAAAAUAUUAAUCGAAAAACUUUACAGACUACAGCCUCCUCGAUGGACAACGUUUUGCCGCUGUAUUUCAGUCUUAAAUGGCGAGAGUACGCGCAAAUUAUGUAAAUACUUUGAUAUCAGCCAAAACAUAGCAGAAUUUAUAAGUUUAAAGCAGCCUUACGUCAAUAAAUUAGACGAACCUGCGUUAAAAGACCUCAUUGAAACCGUGAACGAGUUAGGAUUCACAAAAGAUGUCAUAAUAAAUGACCCGCAGAUGUUCAGUAUAAUGCCAAUAACUUUGCGAUUUCGGCACAAAGUUUUGGUAGAGUGUGGGUUUCAAAAUAUAACACCACAGCAUUUAUUAAGAUAUUUAACAAUAAUGAAACAGAAAUCAAUAAGAUCUUUGAAAAGUUGCGGUGAACUACCAAAUAUAGAUGUAGAAAAACGUCUGGCAAGUUUUAUGACACAGUGGCCCACAUCUUUGAGCAAUUUAACAUUUGGAGACAACCAUGAAACAACACUAUAUAGCUUAAGACUGAAAAUUCUUCAACGGUAUUUAGAAUUGGUAUUAGAUUUGUCAGAAGAUGAAUUCCAGCGUGGUUUAAAAACAUACCCGACAAUCAAACAUCGGCCAUUACAAAUUAUAAAUGAAACACUCAAUUUACUCCGAUCAGUUGUGAUGAUACCAGACAAGAAGAUAAGAGCGAAUCUGUACCUGAUUCAUGUUGAUCCGGAGAAUUUGAAGCAAAUAAUUUACAAGUUCCGUUUUAUAGGAGGUAUUGAUGUCAAAGAAGUGUUAAGACUACAUCCGAAACUAGCUACGAAGAGAUAUGACGUUAUGGUAGAAAUUAGGAAUAUUUUACAGGAAUAUGGGAUAAGUUUGGAGGCUCAGAGAAGAUGUUUUGACAUUUACACGCUCAGUCCUGUGACAAUACGAGAAAGACUAGAAGAAGCUAAAUCUAUACCUGAAUUUGAAGCAUUAGAAAACCAUCCUAGAUUCCUCAAAAUGAUACAUUAUAAAAACACAGCAAUGAAUAGGCUUAAAAACUUGUAUGAAAAUAGGAAACAAUGCCUAAGCCUGAAUGUGUUAUCGGGAAGCUCCGCACAUUACGAAUCAUUCCAGAACUCUCCGGGAGAUCGACUCGGCAAAGGCAAAGAUUUGGUUUUCUGUAUCACUGAAUCCCUUGGAAAAGUUUACAGUCCAAAUCAAAUAUGGAAAAUGGUGAAGAAACAUCCGUAUCGGUUUAAUGUGCCUCUUGUACAGGUAAAAUUUGUAUGUCAAGAGUUGGCAAGGAAAUUCGAUGUCCAAGAUAUUUAUGAGAACUGUCCAAUAUUACUAUAUCCGUGGAGUAAAAUUGAAACUAUGCUCAACAAGUUUGAAGAAAAGAAAUCUACAGAAUUAUUGCACAAUAAGGAAGUCUUAGAUGUAACAAAAUUAAGUAAAUCACAAGUCCUAAGUUUAGUUGUAUAUUUGUUAGAGAAAAGUCACUAUUUUACAGGGAAUGGUGUGUGGGAUGAAACUGUAAAAAUAAAAAGUUAAUUA
Molecule: messenger RNA, 1550 nt
Organism: Leguminivora glycinivorella
Lineage: Eukaryota; Metazoa; Arthropoda; Insecta; Lepidoptera; Tortricidae
Product: transcription termination factor 5, mitochondrial-like
Exons: 1
Coding region: 15-1547 (510 amino acids)
Biological process (GO): regulation of DNA-templated transcription; termination of mitochondrial transcription
Cellular component (GO): mitochondrial matrix
Molecular function (GO): double-stranded DNA binding
Source: RefSeq, a predicted model, not a curated record